Pocillopora meandrina is the source of this 2668-nucleotide messenger RNA. The record is from the annotation of a GenBank genome assembly. Lineage: Eukaryota; Metazoa; Cnidaria; Anthozoa; Scleractinia; Pocilloporidae.
AUGGCUAUGACAGCUAACAAUGUGCAUAUAAUCACAUUAAUCCACUCUUGAUCCCUUUAUCACCUAUGCAUCAGUAAGACUAAUCAUGAGGAGAAGAGUGGUGUGCCUAUCCCAGCAAAGCAAAUGUCAUGGGGUGAUGUGAACCACACACAGCUGCUGCCACUCCAUCCAUAUCACUAUUAUCAUCAUGUAUCAAAUGGUAAAAGUAAUGUUCAUGUAAAGAAAGACAGAGGUGGCACAGAGAGCACCAUUAUGUCUAGUGGGUAUAUGCAGAGUGAUAAGUGGCAACCUUCAGUGGUAACAAAAGAAGAGGGCAAGAAACAGGCCGUGGGGGAAAGGCCACAAGACAUUUCCUCCACAAAACAAAAAGAGGCAAAUAAAAGCUGGAUGGCUCAAGUGCUAAUUACAAUGACAAAAACAAUCAAGCUGGAACAAAGACAAAAGCUGAUAAAAGUGAUAAGAGAUUAGCCAAGAAAAGAAUGUGAAUGCAGAAGUUGCUCCCUAAGGUAUGCUUUUUGUCAAUUACUGAUACCAUAACUAAACAGUUUUCCUAAGAUGCAAGACUGUACAUACUACCAGAGCCUGGAGCUGACUUUUUAUCCUGUUGACCAACUCACUAGUGACCCCCAUCUCUAACUCAGAUAAUUUUCAUUCACUGGUAUACAGUUGUAUGCAAAAUUUGCAAGUGACAGUUCAUGCAUUAAGUAAAUUACUCAAUGUUUGAGCAAAAUUGAAACUAGCUUCCUUACUAAAUUCAACAUCAUAAUAAAACAAUUUGGUCCCUUCAAUUGUAGUGGACAAACUUGUCAGAAAUACACAAUUUGUUCAUUAGCUGUUCAAUGUGGCUAACGAAAAAAUUACAAAAAUUAUCUGUGAACAAGGAGCUUUUCCUUGUCACUUACUAUUUUUAAAUAGUAAGUGACAAUAUUAAGUAUUAUUAUAAUAGUAAGUUAAUAAAUAGGUAGUCAGGCUUGGUGAAUUUUACAAGUGUAACAGCUGUAUUAAUAUGGCCGACUUACUGUAAUUACAGGAAAAGGAAAGUGGAAAGGGAGCAUGCCUGUGUGAGUCCUCAGCAAAAAGUUCAGAUUCAACACAAUCAUCAUCAAGAAGCUGGAGACUAUCAGGAUUUACUGUUAAGAAGGAAUCAAACAUUGCAUUCGCUUCACAGUUAUGCGCCUCUGUGAGGAUGGCUCUUAUUGUGUUGGAAGACUGUGAAGAAAACAAUUUCAUUGAGACUAUCAAGUAAGUAUCCCUUUUGUUUGUAAGUCUUUCCAUUCUUAAAGAUUUCAAUGUGAGUGGUCAUUAGUAAAGUUUGACAAUUAAAUUCAUGAUAAUAUACAUGAAAAAAUUAUGCACUUCUUAUUGGCUGAGAACAAGUGCAUUUUCAUGCAGCACAAGUGCAAAGUUGUAACACAAGUGCAGAUUAUAAAAUUAAUAGUAUGCAGUUGAAAUUGUGAAUAAGUGCUACACAUAUACAAAUUGCACUUGCCUUAUGCACUCUUGCAAUUAUGUUGUCUUUGAAAAAUUUACAUGUGCUUAUUAACACCAAAUUGUAUUGAAAAGUUAUUACCUGAACAGGAUUCCUUUAAAAUGCUGUAUGGAUUACAUGCAGCUGCAUGAAUUAGCAUUGCAAAGAUUUCAUUUUGUGGAUUGUGGACAAUAUGUGACAAUGAAUAUAAAUUUCAGGGUAAUUUUCACUGGCUUUUUGAAGCUUUUAGCUAUAAGUUCUCUCUGAAUAUUUUGCUCCAUCUCUCUCCACCACAAUUUGUCACUAUGUAUUUCGCUUGCUUCCCAAAAACUGCUGAAGAUUCUUUCUUCCUUAGACAGUCUUGGCCUCAAUGGCUGUUUCAGUGAAUAUACUUGGUCAUCAUAGCCUUUUUUUGUUUCAACAGAUCAUCAAAGGCAUGCAAUGAGCACACACCCACUGUAUUUAUUUCCUCUGGACCCCUGGCAGGUAAACCUGUUCCUUUCUCCCAGUAGUUACUUAUAUCACCAUGGUAACUGGUCAAAGUAGCUUCCUCUUAUUCUUUAUGAAGGGUUAAGACCAUUUAUAUAAGUUCUUUGAGACAGAGCCAACCUCCUUGACUAGUGGUAUAAGAAGAGGCUCUGUAGAAGUGUAGGUAGUUGUUAAAACUAAUUUUGAGAAAAAGAGGGUGGUCAAAAAUCUAUCGUUUAUUGCACCUGUAAUGAUGAACCUAUGUCAUUGUGGCUUUACAGGUCUGUGAUUUUCCAUCUUCUCAUUUUUUCCUGACAUCUUGCAUGAGUUAAUAGUCAGUAGUGAAUGCUAGAAAAGUGUGAUGUAUUGCAUGCCUGAUGAAAAAACAACUAUACAAAGUUAAGUGCAUGUAGACACAACUUAAUAUAUAUUUUGCCCCUUCUAAGUAUUGGUUCAAAGAUUUACAGUGUGUUAUUGAAUAUGUUUCUUAUGAUAUAGCUUGCAAAUAUAUACUGUUGCAGAAGGCAAUAACAAAAAGUGGUAGCUUUUUAAGAAAGGGUAAAUCAACUAUAAGUUUCCUACAUGUAGUAAUUAACAACAGAAAGAUUGACUGGUUUGAACUGUUCUCAACAAUGAUUUGAUCUUUUUGUUAAUUCUUUUUUACUCCUGAUUGUAGUGUGCAAUUUUUUUUAGUUUUGAUUGACAGUUGUUACAGUGCUGUUAGAUGUGUGA